CUCGACAAACUCUCCAGCACUGCAGCGCUCUGCCUCCAGCUCUCAGCUCGGCUCGGCUCGCUUUUGCCAUGCAGACCACACUGCUCGGCAUCCUGGGACUGGCCCUGCUCGGGACACUGCAUGCCCAGGACAGCAUUCCUGUCCAGGCUGACUUCCAGCAGGACAAGCUCACAGGGAGAUGGUACAGCAUUGGCCUGGCCUCCAACUCUAACUGGUUCAAGGAGAAGCGGCACCUGAUGAAGAUGUGCACCACCAUCAUCUCCACCACUGCAGAGGGGAACCUGGAAGUUACCUCCACGUACCCCAAGGGUGACCAGUGCGUGACGAGGAACAGUCUUUACACCAAGACAGAGCAGCCAGGGCGGUUCAUCUACACCAGCCCACGCUGGGGCAGCAAGCACAACAUCCAUGUGGUGGAGACCAACUACGAAGAGUACGCCUUGGUGGCUACCCAGAUCUCCAAGAGCACUGGUUCCUCCACCAUGGUGCUGCUCUACAGCCGGACAAAGGCGCUGAGUCCUGAACGCCUGGAGAUGUUCACCCAGUUCUCCAGGGAGCAGGGCCUGACAGACGACGAGAUCCUCAUCCUGCCGCAGACGGACAAAUGCAUGGCAGAUGCUGCUUAGGCAGACCCACCAGCUGCUGCCAGCCCGAGCCCCAACAGCACUGCGAGCUGGUGACCACCCUGCCCAUCUGGCCCCCCACACUGCAGCAGCCUUCGCUCCCUGGCUUCACAACCCACACCUGUAUCCCUGUCUCGAUUAAAGCCCGUAAAAAAACA
This is a messenger RNA of Pyrgilauda ruficollis (rufous-necked snowfinch), 781 nucleotides long. RefSeq names its product lipocalin-like. Gene Ontology annotation, molecular function: small molecule binding. The transcript is spliced from 7 exons. The coding region runs from base 69 to 626 and encodes 185 amino acids. NCBI's taxonomy places the organism in Eukaryota, Metazoa, Chordata, Aves, Passeriformes, Passeridae. The record is from RefSeq and is a predicted model, not a curated record.